Messenger RNA from Knipowitschia caucasica, 2211 nucleotides. The record is from the annotation of a GenBank genome assembly. NCBI's taxonomy places the organism in Eukaryota, Metazoa, Chordata, Actinopteri, Gobiiformes, Gobiidae.
AUGCCCAGCAACUAUACAGGUGCUUGUAAACCUGGAUCCUUCAAGGCAUUUGCUGGAAACACAAAAUGCUCCAAGUGUCCCCCUCACAGCUCCAGCCAUGACCAGGCCGCCACCGUCUGCCACUGUGACAAGAGCUUCUUCCGCGCCCUCAAAGACCCCUCCACCAUGGCCUGCACAAGACCCCCGUCUGCGCCCAGGAACGUGGUGUCCCUGAUAAACGACACAGCGCUGUUCCUCCAGUGGAUGCCCCCCCGGGACAGUGGCGACAGGAAGGACCUCACCUACAACGUCCUGUGCCAGCGUUGCGACACUGCGGACAGUGGGUUGACCCAGUGUGAACCGUGCGAGCCCGACCUGCGUUUCAUCCCUAAAGCACUGGGUCUGACCGGGACGUCGGUGGCCAUCCUGGAGUACGCCGUGCACGCCAACUAUACUUUCCACGUGGAGGCGCUGAACGGCGUGUCGGGGCUGGGCGUGGCGGCCCGCUCCUUGGCUAAUAUCACUGUCAACACACACCAAGCUGGUCCAGCGCUGGUGGGGGUGGUCAGGAAGGACUGGGCCACUGAGAACAGCAUCGCCCUCUCCUGGGAGCAGGUGGAACAGCCGCCCGCUGACAUAGUGGAUUAUGAAGUCAAGUACUAUGAAAGGGAGCAGGAGCAAUUGAGUUACUCUUCGACCCGCACUCGGACGGCCAGUGUGGUGGUGACUGGCCUCAGACCCUCCACUGUCUAUGUGUUCCAUGUGCGCACACGGACCACCGCCGGGUUCACUGCAUACAGCCCCAACUUUGAGUUUUCCACUGCUGCAGAAGAUCCAGAUGUUGCCGACCAGGGCCAGGUCCUGGUGAUGGUCACAGCCUCAGUGGGCGGGUUCUCUCUGCUGGUCAUCCUCACCCUCUUCCUGCUCAUCACUGGACGGUGUCAGGGCUACAUCAAAGCCAGGAUGAAGUCUGAGGAGAAGCGAAGGACACGUUUCCACAGCGGACACGUGCCAUUUUCUGGGAUUAAGACCUAUGUGGAUCCGGACACGUACGAGGACCCGACACAGGCCGUGGAGGAGUUUGCUAAAGAGAUCGAUCCUUCAUACAUCUGCAUCGAGAGGGUGAUCGGAGCAGGUGAAUUUGGAGAAGUGUGCAGUGGGCGCCUGCGUUUGCCAGGCAGAAUGGACGUCCCGGUGGCGAUAAAAACACUCAAAGGUGGAUAUUCAGAACAGCAGAGGCGGGACUUUCUGAGAGAAGCGUCAAUCAUGGGCCAAUUCUGUUGCACCAAUAUCAUCAGGCUGGAAGGAGUUGUCACUAAUAGCAGGCCAGUUAUGAUAGUGGUGGAGUAUAUGGAAAAUGGAGCUCUUGACUCAUUCUUGAGGAGCCGGGACGGUCAGUUCACAGUGCUGCAGCUGGUGGACAUGCUCCGGGGCAUCACAGUGGGGAUGACCUAUCUUUCAGACAUGGGUUAUGUGCACAGGGAUCUGGCAGCUCGAAACAUUCUGGUCGACAAGAAUCUGGUGUGUAAAGUAUCUGACUUUGGCAUGUCCCGGGUCCUGGAGGAUGACUCUGAGGCGGCCUACACUGCUACAGUACGUCAGACUCAUCAUCUACACACACAUGGAGGAAAAAUCCCCAUACGUUGGACGGCACCAGAGGCAAUUGCUUAUGGGAAGUUCUCAUCUGCUAGUGAUGUGUGGAGCUACGGUAUUGUUAUGUGGGAAGUGAUGUCCUAUGGUGAAAGGCCAUAUUGGGAGAUGUCCAAUCAAGAUGUGAUUUUAUCCAUUGAGGAAGGCUACCGUCUCCCCGCGCCUAUGGGCUGUCCGGUGACACUGCAUCAGUUGAUGUUACACUGUUGGCAAAAGGAAGCAGGACAGAGACCAAACUUCACGGAUGUCCUCUCCUUCCUAGAUAAACUCAUCAUUAAUCCUGGGAGUCUGCUUACUCUUGCAAACGAUGCACAGAGCCUCACAGAUUCUCCGGAGGAUCUUCCAGACUACCCUCUGUUCAUCUCCAUCGGUGACUGGCUCGACUCCAUUAAAAUGAGCCAAUACAAAAACAACUUUCUCGCAGCAGGCUACACAACAUUGGACUCCAUCUCCACCAUGAAUACAGAUGACAUCAGAAGGAUCGGCAUCUGUUUGAUCGGUCACCAGAGACGAAUCAUCAGCAGCAUACAGUCUCUACGCCUGCAGCUUCACCAUAUUCAGCAGAACGGCUUUCAAGUCUGA